AUGAUCGGCCAAAUCCCUCCAGCCCUGAUUGGAACUUUCGGUCACCUGCCUUCACGUAUCGGCGCCUUCCCUCUAUUGCCUCCCGGAUUAGAAACGCGCAGCCGCGUUCCGCAACCCAGCGAUACGGCGGCGGCUGAGCCGCAUUCCUGGGAGUCUCUGGGAAGUGGGUGA
Molecule: messenger RNA, 171 nt
Organism: Neurospora tetrasperma FGSC 2508
Lineage: Eukaryota; Fungi; Ascomycota; Sordariomycetes; Sordariales; Sordariaceae
Exons: 2
Coding region: 1-171 (56 amino acids)
Source: RefSeq, a predicted model, not a curated record